Molecule: messenger RNA, 5801 nt
Organism: Anarrhichthys ocellatus (wolf-eel)
Lineage: Eukaryota; Metazoa; Chordata; Actinopteri; Perciformes; Anarhichadidae
Gene: tcf3a
Product: transcription factor 3a
Exons: 20
Coding region: 596-2488 (630 amino acids)
Biological process (GO): regulation of transcription by RNA polymerase II
Cellular component (GO): transcription regulator complex; chromatin
Molecular function (GO): protein dimerization activity; RNA polymerase II cis-regulatory region sequence-specific DNA binding; DNA-binding transcription factor activity, RNA polymerase II-specific
Source: RefSeq, a predicted model, not a curated record
GUUGGGCUUUCCGCUGUCCUCAUCCGCCAGUCGACAUAGGUCCCCGCGAAUUGCUAAGUACGGUCAUUUUGUGUCGUGUUUACACCCACAAAACAGAGGUAUUUUAUGGUAUUUGAGAUAACUGGCCUGGUUGUACGAGGAUUACUGAAGCCUGCUUCGUUUGGCGUGUUCGUUUGAGUCGAGAUUGGACAUCGCUGAUGUUUCAGCGUCCAUGUCCCCCCGUAGGCUGAGCUGCGGAGUGAUAUUCACUUCAUUGGAACCGACAAUGUGGAGGCUGUUAAAAUGUCUACUUGGAAAAUGAAAUUGUUAUAUUUUCUCCAACAAUAAGGAAACAGAGCGGCUUCAGCGUUAUGGUUAGAAACGUGUUUUCAGUUUCGUGACGAAAACAAGAAGCAGACGAGUCGACGGGAGGAGUGGUUCAUAUUGUCUUUCCUCGUUUUCAUCGAGCCCACAGUCCGGACCACGGGGGGAAGGAUCCGAUCCACAACUUUGUUUUUCUCUCUACUGCAGCCGUCGAUUUCUCCCUGUUGGAUGCCAGAAAAUUGAUUCCAGUCGCUUGCUGAGACUGAAACGGCCGAGUUAACAGCAGCAGAGAAUGGCUGCAGUGGAAACGGACAAGGAGCUCAACGACUUACUGGAUUUUAGCGCGAUGUUUGAGCCUCCAGUUUCUAACGGCAAAAACCGUCCGACUACUCUCGCCAGCAGUCAGUUUGGAGGUUCAGGUAUGGAUGACAGGAGUGGGUCCGGCCCCUGGGGGCCAGGAGAACAGAACGGUCCAUCUUUCAACCAAGGAAGGGGUUAUGCAGAACAAGGCCUUUACAAUGAGCAAGAGGGCAUUGCCUCUGCCCCCAUGUAUGGAUCAGGGAUUGUUGGGAAGGCUGAGCGAGGACCAUACUCGUCAUUUGCAGCACAGCCGGGCUUUAUGCCCAGUGAGAUGCCCAUGCCCAGUCCCGAUGCCCUCUCCCCGUCUGGCCUGAAGUCCAACUCCCAGUUUUAUUCCUCCUAUGAGGGAAGCAACUCUCGCAGGAGACCCUCACAGGAGCCCAUUGGACCACAGCCCAAAAAGAUCAGGAAGGUGCCCCCUGGCCUGCCGUCCUCGGUUUAUGCAUCUGCCUCAGGAGAGGAUUUCAACAGGGACAAUGCUGGCUACCCGGUCUCCAAGGCAGGAAACGUCUUCCCACCACCAUUCUAUGUGCAAGAAGGCCUCCACCCGCCCUCUGAUCCAUGGGGCUCUGCCAGGUCGAUGGUUCAGCCUGGUUAUUCUGCCAUGCUGGGCAACUCCCCCCAUCUGAGCCAGCAUGUUCCCUUCACUGCCCUCAACCCCCAAGACAGACUGAAACGGCAGCCACUGCCCCUCUCGCCCCAGAACUACCCCAUGCACGGCAGUGAGGUGAACGGGACUCAUCCCUCUAGCUUCCACUCUGGCCCCCACUCUGGCCCCAGCAGCUUCGGAGUCCCCAGCCACACACCCCCUAUGGCUGACCCUAUUAUGGCCAAUCGAGGAGCAGCACCUGGAAGCUCAGGUGACGAGAUUGGGAAAGCCCUGGCAUCUAUCUACCCUUCAGACCCACACAGUAACACCUUCCCUCCGUCUCCGUCUACUCCCUCUGGCUCUCCCCAGGCGGUUUCAGGCUCUGCAUCACAGUGGACUCGGUCCUCUGGCCAGGCCACACCUUCACCCAACUUUGAGGGUGGAAUUCAGUCCAUGCCGAGCAAAAUGGAGGACCGUCUGGACGAAGCCAUCAAUGUUCUACAGCGUCAUGCCAGCGGACAAGGAGUGCCAGGCCUGGCUGAGAUGCACAAUCUGCUCUCGUCUGGCUUAGGGUUACCUCCAGGCUUCACCAGUGCAGCACUUGGAUUGGCCAGUCGCCUGCCUGGACUGAUGUCUGGCCUCCAUGAGGACUCUGCUGGUCUGCCCUCUAGUGGGGGUCUUAUGCACGGUCACCACGGCCCCACAUCUGUCCCGCCAGGCUCUCAGCCUGAAGGUUUCACAGGCCUGUCUGGUAGCCUGAAGCGCUCCAGUGGUUCUGAUAUCAAACGAGAGGACAAGGAGGACGAUGAAAACUGCUCAAUCACCGACAGGUCAGAGGAUGAGAAAAAAGAGAUGAAGGCCCGCCUGGGAACAAGUCUGGAUGAUGAGGAAGACGAUGAAGAUCUACCAGUGGAGGUUAAGGCUGAGCGGGAGAAAGUGAGGAGGAUGGCAAACAACACCCGCGAGCGACUACGUGUGCGGGACAUCAACGAGGCUUUUAAGGAGCUGGGCCGCAUGUGUCAGCUCCAUCUGAGCCACGAGAAACCGCAGACCAAAUUGAUCGUACUGCAACAGGCUGUUAACGUUAUACUCAACCUGGAGCAGCAAGUUCGAGAGCGUAAUUUGAACCCAAAGGCCGCCUGCCUCAAGAGGAGAGAGGAGGAGAAAGUGUCAGGCAUUGACCCCCAGAUGCAGCUUGGCGGGGGUCACCCUGGUCUUGGAGAUGGACAUAUGUGAUUCUCAGUUCCUGUUGAUUGUACAGCCCUUAGAACACGUGGCCUUAAUCUAUCAUUGUCAUGCAUCUCAGUGUGUGUUAAUCAACUUUUGGAAAGCACACACGCACACACCUCAUUACUGACAAAGCAGGUGGCCACAUUCCUGACUAUGAAUACAAAAGUAACAAGCACACUCUUACAGGAAGAGGGAAAAUGUAUUAAUCUUAACAAGACAACACUUUGAACCGAGGACACCGGUUUGGAGACAGUGGAAAAUUGGACAUAAGGACAUUCUUAUGAUCAUGUUUUUGUAAGACAUUUUGAAAAAUUGCUUUACAUGUUGGGAGCAAAACUUGUUUGGAUCAAAUGAAACCCUUUGGAUCAACUGCUUGUGUAAGCAGAGUUAGGAUUUGUAUUGUUGGAUGAUUAUUGGCAUUCCCAUCUGAAAAGCAGGUCUUACAUUCUUCACAGGCAAAGAGGGACACCCGGGUUUAUAUCUUAUGAUUGAACAAAACCUGUUUAAACAUGUGCCCAAAUGAGGCCCAAUGCAUAGUGUUUCAUUAAGAUAAGAUAGCCAUCGUUAUUAUCUUCUUACGUAAUGACUGAAUCACAGAGGUAGGUCUGGAGACGUCAGAGACUCCUUUCUUUGUGGUAUGCUGGUAUUUCUGGAUGUCAUUUUUUUAAUUUUAUUUCUUGGGUUUGGCUCAAAAAAGGAGCCACAGUCACCGACUCACAUGUGAGUUAUUCUUUUGUUCCUUUUUUUUUAACUGUGGCAACUGCUGGAGAGAGACACAAGCAAAGACUCGCUCCGAAUCCAGGAGCCACAGUGACGGUGAGUCAAAUGUGCUCCUGCACCGCCCGACAGGUUGGACUCCAGCGUAUAGAUGUCAUUCUCACUGCCCAGCAUCAUGAAGUCACUCUCAGCCUGCCCCGGUUCACAUCAUACCUAAAGACUCUGUUACAGCAUGGUGGGCUUACUAAACUUAAGUCUCUGAGCAAUCUGUAUUCUGGUAAAUCACAUUUUGCUAGAAGAGAGAAAUAAUUGAGCAUUGAAAGGGAUCAUGAGUGUUCCUGUAGAGAAUUCACUCGGACUUGUUUUGGUUGUUGCUGUGUUGAGCAUUUGGUGUUUUUUUUUUUGUUUUUAUCCCCUUCUUUUGAACAAUUGCAAAGCCUGUUGUAAGGAUCUUCCUUUUGUAGAAUUGAUUUAUCAUUGUUUUUUAUUGGUUUGUUUUUUUUACUUUGUAAGAUAGUUGUAUGAGUUCUGUUUUUAUCAUUUUUGGAAUGCUCUCUUUUUUUUGUUUACGUUGUUUAAAUGUAAGACGACUCUCAAUUUAGAUUCCAGGAACAAAGUGAGGUGUUUUCUUUUGUGCCAGGUGCUUAGAAAUGUUAGAAAUGACAAACUUAUCUGGCUGUAACAUCACAUGUUGUGAUAUUGCUCUCUCUCUUUUUUUUCUUUUUUUUUUUUAAAUGCAUGUUUGAAAACAAACCUGUCAUGCCAGUUGUAAUUGGAUUGUUCUGGUGUUUGCGACAGUUUUUUUUUCUUAAAUGAAACACAAUAUUUUUCUUCAGCACACUCCCCCUCCGCUCUCCUCGGAUGCCCAGCUCUCUGAGGAGCUUGUUGAUUAGUUUGGGGAAAGGGGGCAGAGGGGGAGGUCUGCACAAUCUGCAACACAAUUCACUGUUUCAUAAUGAUAUGAAGCAUAAAAUGAAUCAAAUAGGGUGGCCUUAGUCAUUUUCCUGACUUUGGGAGUUUUGAUAAUGGUUACUCACCAGUGCCUGAAUACUUCUCUGCUACAUGGUGGAUGAUGUUGCAUUUGAUGAUUUAUAGGUUGUACCUUUUUAUAUUACAGAUGUAUAAAAACAUAUAUACUUCAGUAACAUCUGACAGUGUCUCAGAACAUCUAAAUGAAGAAUCGCACAUGCUGACUGCUUCAGUGUGUGUGUCAUUAAAUGUAAGAUGACUAAUAACCCGGUCUUCAACUUUGACGCUGAAAACUACUUAAUAUGUUUCAUCUUUUAUGUACUGAUUUUGUUAAGUAUAAUUUUGUCCUUGACUGGCAUGUGCAUUGAUAUGUAUGUACAGCUGUGAUAUAUCAGCUUUAUCAUUAUAAGCUGGUACUGAUAUGUAACAGUAUUUGGUUUUCUACCUGUCAUUUUAUCCCAAAUCUUGCCCCUCGGACUAGCCCCAACCCUUAUUUUCUUUGUCAAGUCACUCUAACCUUUCUGCAGAAAAAAAAACGUGGUGUUGUUGUGAUAUGAAAAAUCUCUACUAAAGACUUGUUCUUUUAUUUCUUCACAUGAAAGAUAUGUCUGCAGUAUCCAAGGAUCAAAAAUGCACCUGAUAUCCUUUGUUAACAGACCCUUUUUGUCCUCUACAACAGAUGACCUGCUACAAAUCUCUCUGUCUUCACUCAUGUUUGGGGACAACAUCUAUGUAGGCUAUGUCCUCAAAGUGCCUCCAGUUUCCUAUUUUUUAUAUAUAAAGUAGAUAUAGAGAACUGUUGUGUAUAUAACAGUAAUGUAGCAAUAAAUGUGCCAUUUUUAAUAACAAACACCACGUUUAUCCAAUGUCUUUUUUUCAACCCAUGAAUAAAAAUUACAUGUGCAUUUUUCUUUCUGCAAUGCAACCUGUACCACGAAAAUUGUCAGAUCUAUAAUAUCACUGCUUAAACCGUCUUUUUAACGGGAAAUGGUCACCGGGAGAGCACGAGAAGAGCUGACUAACUAUACAGUAUGUUCGUAUUACUACUAUUGUGUUGCUUGGAGGUAUUCUUAUGGCGUGUGGGACACUAUUUUUGCCGCAUUUCUUCAGCUGCAACCCCGGCGGUGUGAAACAGACAUGGGAGCGAAUAAAAAACAUAUUUUAAAACAUAAUUCUAAGCAGUAAGGUUUCCAUUCAUAACUUAUACAUCAUUCAUAAAGGUAACCGGCGCAAAGUAACACUGCAUCCACGACUCCGACAUGUCCCCUGGCUCAAGAAGCUGACACGCAUAAGUGAAAAUAUGAUGACAGAAUAUAUACUGAUUAUUUUGUUGUUGCUCCCAAGCCUGCUUCACAGUGCUGGUUGCAGCUGAAUAUUACGGCUAAAAUAUUGACUCACUCGCCAUCAGAAUACAUCUGUAACACAUUAAUUUAACAGAUGUAUAGUCAGAUAUCGUGCUCUAGAUGAAGCGGUGAUAUUAUAAAUCUGUUAAUUUAAUCAUUUACAUAAUCGGCGAUUUAUUGCCAGCUGUCUUUUUUUCAUGUGUCUGUCUAAACUGUGUUGCUUUCUGGAUUAUGACUUUAUAUUAUUUGUAUUUGUGUGAUGUUAAUUUACGAUCCACGUACUAAGCUUU